UGAGUCGUCACUUUCGGUAACAGCUACGCGACGCAGCGAGAGGGAAGGAAAGGGCUGGUAAACGUUUUAAGCAGCCUUUGUAGCUGCAUAAGACGUUUGUCAAACGUACAAACACGGAUCAUAUCCAGCAGAGUGGAAGAGUUUCAUAAUUUGUCCUCCGACAAGAAAAAAGGGGGCAAGAGAUUUUUAUCUCUGGCUGUGUCCUUCCUGUUCAGCCCUUUGUUUUUCAGUGGUUCGCUCGAGCAGGCGACCAGCAGCGCCCCCGUGCGAGCCGACAGAGAAAAACCCGGAGAUAGGGAGCCAAACAAGCGGCCGAGCUUCUUGCCUCCCGUGCGGCUUGGGUCCCACAAGCUCAGCUGUCCAAUGCGGAGUGAGGAUGAGUCCCGCUCUGAUGCAGGCGGACGGAACGCCUUAUCCCGGAAAAGGAGUGAUGCUUGAGCCCUUCGUGCACCAGGUAGGAGGCCACUCCUGUGUGCUACGAUUUGGGGAACAGACGAUCUGCAAGCCCCUCAUACCCAGGGAGCACCAGUUUUACAAGAGCCUGCCCCCAGAGAUGAGGAAGUUCACCCCUCAGUAUAAAGGUGUAGUGUCAGUCAGUUUCGAAGAGGAUGAAGAAGGGAACCUGUGCCUCAUUGCCUACCCCCUCCACAGCGAAUUAGGAGACCUGGAAAACAAAGAUCCCUUGGCAGACUGUGAGCCCAAGACCAAGAUGCUGAAAUGGAGCAACAAAAUCCAGUCCACUUUGCUUCUGGAGAAUGACAACUGCAGCAAAGACAGAGCCCGACACAGCCGUAAAGAAGACAAGCUCAUGAGUUAUAAUCGUGAUGAGGUGCAGCAGCAGGCAGAGGUUCUCUACUUCAGCCUGGAGAAAGACAACGUGGUGCCACAGAUCAAACACAACCCCUGGAGUCUCAAAUGUCACCAACAGCAUUUGCAGAGGAUGAAAGAGAAUGCAAAGCACCGUAACCAAUACAAGUUUAUUCUUUUGGAGAACCUGACAUGGCGCUAUAUAGUACCCUGUGUGUUAGACUUGAAGAUGGGAACUCGCCAACAUGGGGAUGAUGCAUCAGAGGAAAAAAAAGCCAAUCAGAUUCGCAAGUGUCAACAGAGCACAUCAGCCUCUAUUGGAGUGCGGCUUUGUGGCAUGCAGGUGUACCAGUCAGACUCAGGCCAGCUGAUGUUUAUGAAUAAGUACCACGGCCGUAAGCUAAACCUUGCAGGCUUCAAGGAGGCUCUCUACCAGUUCUUCCACAAUGGGCGUCGCCUGCGUCAUGAACUGCUCUCCCCAGUGCUGCGCAGACUCAGGGAGAUGCAAGCUGCCCUGGAGGCCUGCGAAUCUUAUCGCUUCUAUUCCAGCUCUCUGCUCAUCAUCUAUGAUGGAGACCCUCCCAGGACUCCCACUAGACCUAGACAUCGUGGUGGGGAAGAGGGUGACGAGGAUGAGCCAUCAGAUGAAGAGGAGGAAGAGGAAGGGGCCUUUGGUUUCCCUCGUUCUUCCUCAGCGGGUGGCAGCUCUAGUGUGGCUGGUGGGAGUGGCAACAGCGGCAGCAGUCGCACAUCUCACAGCUCAGUAGAGGCCAGCAGUCCCAUGGUGGACGUGCGCAUGAUUGACUUUGCUCACACCACCUGUCGACACUAUGGAGAAGACAGUGUAGUGCAUGAAGGCCAGGACAGUGGUUUCAUCUUUGGCCUUCAGAACCUGAUCAUGAUAAUCUCCCAGCUGGAGGAUAACAGCACUGACUGAAGUUGCACUGGAGCCAGCAUGGUCUGAAUUUCAAGUAUGGGAGGAGCUCAUUGAGCUGAAACCCUGCUACUCCAAGGUGCAUUGUUUUUACGCCUACAUGGAGGUCUGACCGUCCUCUGCUUGGAGGGAACCUCGGGGUCAGGGAAAAGACUGUGUAGUCGUCGUACACUCUCCCUUACCUGCCAGAGGACAGGGCUGCCUGUGCCCUUAUUGCACUUUCCUCUUUCUAAGACUGCUACUUUUCUUAGUUAUAAAUGGUAGUAAGAAUGUUGUUGUAUGAGACGAAGACCAGUCAACAAACACAGGGACUGCUGUAGCAUCCUAGGACUCUCCAUCCGCUCUCCUCCUCUAGUGCAGACAUGUUACUUUUAGUUCUCUCUGAGAGAGAAAGAGAGACUGUAGUUCUAGGAGCCUGACGUGGUGCUUUACCUGUGUUGAUAUGAGCUUUUGUGGAUGAAGUUUGGACUGCCAGUCCCAAACAGCACAGCACAUUAUUAGGAGUUGACUGUACAAGCUGACCUCGGCUGGCUAGGUCAGCAGCCUCGUAGAAACUGACAGCUUAAGGUUCUGAAGAGGAAAAUGUUUUUUGUGUCUUUUAUGACCCUUUUGACACAUAUUGUUUGUAUGUCCACUAGAUGCUUGGAUUUACACUUUUAGGUGGAAGAA
Molecule: messenger RNA, 2410 nt
Organism: Monopterus albus (swamp eel)
Lineage: Eukaryota; Metazoa; Chordata; Actinopteri; Synbranchiformes; Synbranchidae
Product: inositol hexakisphosphate kinase 2
Exons: 5
Coding region: 377-1744 (455 amino acids)
Biological process (GO): inositol phosphate biosynthetic process; phosphatidylinositol phosphate biosynthetic process
Cellular component (GO): cytoplasm; nucleus
Molecular function (GO): inositol hexakisphosphate kinase activity
Source: RefSeq, a predicted model, not a curated record